AUGAAUGAUUCUGAAGAUUCCGAGGGAGCCGCUGCGCAUUUUAUCGACUCAAUCCGUCACGUCGAAGGCCUGAGCAGGAGCAAAGACCAGAUGGACGGCACAGGGAUGAGCGUGGGGAGCAGAAAAGGGGUGAACGUGACGGGAAAAAACAUGUCCCCUAUCGACUGGGUUGAUGGACGGGGUCCAAACAAAUCUCCAGUCCCUCCUAUGUCCGGGCGACCUCCACCUGAGCUGUUUGACCAGCCUGGGAUGGAGGAACCAGAUGACUUGAUUCAGGCUCCACACAGGCAGACUGUGGAGGAGCUCAAGAGCUUCCUGAGGGAUGUUCCGGCUCUCCACCCUGCGGGAAGUCCUUACUCCUACCUGCAUGGCGGCAGCGGUGGGCCCGGUAGGCAACGGUGCGAUGUCAGCCCACAAAGAGUGUUCAGUACCUUCAAACCUCAGUCUGACGCUUCCAGAAAGGGGCCCGGAUCAAGAGAGAGCUCUUCCAUUCAAUUGCCUCCCAUCGUGGAUUCAUCCAGCUUGUUCAGGUCUGAUGCCAACACUAAUAGGCAGCCGGAAUUCCCGACGCACACAUGCAACAGCAGCGGCUCCCGCGGAGACACCAAAACGCCUCAUACAGAUAACGGAAGCGAGAGCCUGGACACAUCAGGGAGUCAAAAGUUCAUCUCCAGCAUGGAGACUAUCAAGCAGCAGAUGGCCAGGGAGAACGUCAGCUUUGUCCGAUUCGAGGCAACCGACCUGCAUGGGGUGUCCAGAUCCAAGACCGUGCCUGUCCGCUUCUUCCAUGAAAAAGCCGUGUAUGGCAUCCCGAUGCCAAGAAGCUACUUGGAGCUGACGCUGAGUCCAAAGAGCAACGAAGUGGACCACGCCAACGCCGCCAACUUCAGCAGCGACAUCCUCCUGAUCCCGGACCUGUCCACCUUCCGGAUCCUCCCGUGGGCCGAGCAAACGGCGAGGGUCAUCUGCGACCCUUGCACGGUGACGGGCGGCCCCCUGCGGACGUCCCCCCGCCUCCUGGCCAAACAACUCCUGGGCCAACUCCAGAGCCUGGGCUUCUCCCUGCACUCCUCCUUCACCUACGAGUGUUGCGUCCUGGGUGCGCCGGACCGCAUCGGGCCCAAGACGUUGCUGUUUCCCGCCACCACGCUACUGGGUAACCACGACCUGCCCUUCUUCCAGCAGCUGGUGGACGGCAUGUACUGCAUGGGCGCCGACGUUGACAGCAUGGCUUCGGCCAGUGGGCCCGGCCAAAUGGAAAUCAACCUGAGGCCCGAGUUUGGUAUCGCGGCGGCCGACAGCGCCUUCACCUUCCGCACCGGCAUCAAGGAGAUGGCCCGCAAACACAGCUACAUCGCAAGCUUCUUCACGGACGACGGCCUCUACAACGCCGGCGUCCUCUCCCACAGCCUUUGGGAUGUCAACGGACGGCGCAGCCUGUUCCAAAGCGGCGAGAAGGCAGCGGGCGAGCUGUCUGAAAUCGGUCGCAAGUGGCUGGCCGGGCUCCUGACUCACUCGGCCGCGCUCAGCUGCCUCAUGUCGCCGGGCCUCGGGUGCAGGAGCCACAUGGCGAAGUCCGUCAAGGACCCCAAGCGGAUGCUGUACGCCACCUACGGUUUCAACGACAACAGCAGCUCCUUCAACGUCAAGUCCCACGGCGGGCGCGAGACCCACAUCGACAACAAGUUGGGCUCGGCCAUGGCCAACCCGUACGUGGUUCUGGCGGCCACCGUCGCCGCCGGACUGGACGGCGUCCGCCGCAACCUGACCUUCGAGGGCAGCGUCCACAAGGCGCCCAGUCAACAGAAGGACUUCGCCAUUCCCGUUAAACUGGAUGACGCCCUGGAGGCCCUGGGCGAGGACCACAUCAUCCGCAGUGCCCUGGGGGAGCCUUUUGUCCAGUACUUCAUCGCCAUGAAGAAGUUUGAGAUCGAGACCCAGGAACUGGAUGACGAGAGGAACAAAUGCCUAGAGUACUUUAUCUAG
Molecule: messenger RNA, 1986 nt
Organism: Syngnathoides biaculeatus (alligator pipefish)
Lineage: Eukaryota; Metazoa; Chordata; Actinopteri; Syngnathiformes; Syngnathidae
Gene: lgsn
Product: lengsin, lens protein with glutamine synthetase domain
Exons: 4
Coding region: 1-1986 (661 amino acids)
Biological process (GO): lens morphogenesis in camera-type eye
Cellular component (GO): membrane; cytoplasm
Molecular function (GO): glutamine synthetase activity
Source: RefSeq, a predicted model, not a curated record